Molecule: messenger RNA, 2036 nt
Organism: Chironomus riparius
Lineage: Eukaryota; Metazoa; Arthropoda; Insecta; Diptera; Chironomidae
Source: the annotation of a GenBank genome assembly
UUUUGUUGUUGAGUUGUUUUAUCAGUUUUAAUUAUUUUAACAGACCACAACAGCUUGAUAUAAGCUGCAAAUACUCUUUUCGAUGACAGUUUAGUAGUAGUUACUCGAUUAAAUCAAAAGAAGCUUAAGAAUACAGUUUGAAAGCAUAAAAAAUCAAUAAUUCCAAAUUAUUGCGAAAUCCUUGAAAUAAAAUAAUUAACAAGUCAAGCUAGCAACAUGAGCACAUCAGAUAUCCAAGAAUUUAAUGCCAAUUUCGAUAAUUUCAAGAAGAUUUACGAAGAAUGUCUCGAAUUAUUGUCAAAUGGCAUCGAACAAGAGACAGUUGAUGAAGAAUCGGCACUGAAGACAUACAAAACAACCAUAGAACUGAUUGAUAAAGCUAUGAAUAUACCAAUUUCCUUUCCAAAUAAUCAAGAUUCUGAAGAAAUCAAUGAAAAGAUAAAAGAUCUGAAGAAAAUCAUCUACAACUUCAAAAUGCAAAGGUCAGAGAUUCUAUUACGCAUAGGAACCAUUUAUCGUCGGAAGGAAGAUGAAGACAAUGCAGCAUUUAUAAAGAAAAGAAAAGCAGAAGACACAACAGCCAAUGGGUCGCCAAAAAGACGCGCUAGAACUUACAAUGAACUUGAAAGUGUCUUAAAGGACAUUGGGAAGGUCCAACAAAGUGCUGAAACCCGUGAAAAUAUUUUAGAGAUCUUAUUCUGUUGUGGUGGUGUUCAAUUAUACUAUAUUGAGGCUAAUGGAGAAGUUGUGAGCUCAUUUGAGGAAUAUGUUUUGAGAAUUAUAAGACUUGGAUCCGAUUUUGAGAAGAAUCUCGAUGAAACUAUCUUCCUUCAGCUUAUUAAAACGUCAGAGACAUCAAUUGAGAUUGGACAAGAUGUUGCUGAAUGCUCAACAUCCAGAGAAAAUGAAAAGGAUGUUCAAGAACAGCAGCAAGAUCCAUCAUUUGUAUAUCCAUUGAUUCCAGGAGUUUCUCCUUUAUUCCGUACCAAGUUUAAAGCCUUUGUCUUGCCAGAUUUGCAGAGUAAUGAUGGAUCAGCUAUUGGAAUGAUGAUUUCUGAGGAAUUUGAUGAUAUUGUCUUGGAUAUUUUGGUGACUAUCUUACAAGGUGUUGUUAAGGAAGACGGAGAAAUUGAAUUUGGUGAUUUUACCAAAAUUGGUGAACCGUCCAGAAUUAUUAGAUCUACAGGCGAUAAAUUGUCUGAAAAUAUUGUUACUGGUGCUUUCUGGAUCUCAAAGGGAUUAGUUAAAAGUGCUCAAAAAACUGGUGAAUUUAUUGACUACUCUACUCCAUACAUUCUGUCUAAAAUGCAAAAAGCAGAAAGUCCAGAACCAGUUUCUGAAAAAGUCAACACUUCAGUGACAGUAGCUAAAUCUGUGACUGGAUAUGCAGCACAAGGAACGUCGUUUUUAGCUGAGAAAGUUGGGGGUGCAAUGACUUCUUUCGGUAAAUUCUUGGCACCACAUGUACAGCAGCAAGGAGCUAAACUAUUAAGCUAUACAGUCGGAAUGGAAUCUUCACAGGCAGAAGUGACAAUGACUGAGACAUUGAAGAUUGCGAGUGGAGCUGCUGAAGCUAUUUCUACAAUUUAUGGCGGUUUAGAGACUAGUGCAGGCAUUUUGGGACGAAACUUGGCUGAUAAUUCCGUUAAAAUUGUUAAGCACAAGUACGGUGAAUCUUACGGAGAAGUUUCAGAAAAAGGAUUCGAUACAGUCGGAAAUUUAUGGGCAGUUAACAAAAGCUUUAACAUUCUAACACCAAAAGGCCUCGUCAAGUCAACAGCAAAGUCUGCAGGCAAAGGAAUCCUCAAUUCCGAUGAAUUUAAGCCAAAGAUGUACGUUAACAAAGAUUAUUUUACUGGUGCACCAACUCUCUAUCCAAACUUGGACAAUUUUGCUAGGGAAUUAAGCAAGACUAAGAAUUAAUAGGUGAUCUGAGACAGUGAUGAACUGUAUGAUAUUAUUUAAGUUGGGGAAAUUGCUUCUAUCUCAUGUUAAAAAUUUUAUUUAAAUAAAUGUGAUUACUAAUUGGAUGUGGA